Messenger RNA from Pseudocercospora fijiensis CIRAD86, 603 nucleotides. RefSeq lists its product as uncharacterized. Lineage: Eukaryota; Fungi; Ascomycota; Dothideomycetes; Mycosphaerellales; Mycosphaerellaceae. Bases 1 to 603 code for a protein of 200 amino acids. The record is from RefSeq and is a predicted model, not a curated record. The transcript has a single exon.
AUGAACUCUACGACCGGCAACAGCACAUCCAACGGCAAUGGCACAUCCGAGAUCACUCAACAGCCACCAUUGAGCUUGCGCCCAUACCGCCAUAUGCUGUUCAGCAAUGGCUACGUCUACGCUCCUAAGCCUGUAGAGCCUUUCGUACCCGCAUCUCCACCGAAUGUCGCAGUCUUCCUUGCCAAUGGCACCGGCUUCAAAUCUGGCCCACAGCCCAAUGGCCUUGAACCUGGCGAGAUGGGUGAUGGCCCAUAUCACGAAGGAGAUCCAGCCUUCUUCUUCGAUGCAAAGGGAGCCGCGCUUGGCUGUGACAAUGCUGGCCCUGGACCAUGUACGUUGGAAGUCACGAGCAUGGUUUGGGACAACAGGACCAGAGACGAUAUUCCUUCCGAAUCACAGAACUACACCUUGCCAGCCUGCGAAGGCUUCCAGGACUGCCAGUUGACCAAAGUCGACUUCCCAUCUUCGUUUCGCAAGCUGAGCGGACUGCGAAUGCGUGCCGUUCGUAAUCAAGAGCCACGAAUGUUUUUCGUGGAUGACAUGAGAAUGCGCUGGGCGGAUAAUUCCUGCGCUGCUGGGAUGAAGAGACAGCGCAGUCAGUAA